Messenger RNA from Exserohilum turcica Et28A, 729 nucleotides. RefSeq lists its product as uncharacterized. The record is from RefSeq and is a predicted model, not a curated record. The transcript has 2 exons. Lineage: Eukaryota; Fungi; Ascomycota; Dothideomycetes; Pleosporales; Pleosporaceae. The annotation marks the transcript as partial.
CGUGCUGGGUAUGGAGCAAAGCCUACAAUCAGCAAGAUUUCUAGCAUCGUCUGCGCCGCACAGGAAUUGAAUUCUGGUGCAGGAGGAGCUGAGGAUGAGUGGAACACGGAGGUCCAGUAUCCGCUACUCAAGGUCGCGCUUGAGACAAGUCAGCAUUCGAAGGCGCUCUCCGUCCAUUCCGUAAAAACUGCUCGUAUCGACCCUCCAGCGCUCUGUAACCACAACCUCCCUGGCCUGAUCAUUGACUAUGCUGUCUGCCUCCAACCUGACUCAAUCAUUUUAAGCGCCUAUCGGUCCCUCCGGCCCUUGGCUUCAAAUACGGUCAAAUCCUGGAACCAUGUCACCCGUCUACAACACCUACCCAUUGCCAUUAACAUUGAAACCAAGGGCCCUAUGAAGUCGUGGACAGACGGUAAACCACAAAUCGGGAUCUGGACAGACGCGUGGCUGCGGCGAUGCGAGCUACUCUGGGAGGAUGGCCAAACUGCGCCCGCAGCUAUGCACAAGGACUGGCCAGCGAUACCAGUGCUCAUCUCACAAGGUCAUGAUUGGCACUUGCUAGUUGUCACGAAAACCAGCGAAAAAUUGGUCUUUAGGGAACAGAAAAUGAUUGGAAGUACGCGGAACUGCUUUGAUGCCCUUAAGAUCGUGGCUGUGCUACAUUGGCUCAUGAACUGGGCUGAGACCGUCUGGCGGCCGUGGUUUCUGUCGUUGAUCGCAGAAGAUGAU